AUGGCACAGGAAAAGACACAAGACGUAAAGAUUAUCGUUGCUGGUCUACCACGCACGUCAACAACAAGUCUCAAAAAAGGUCUCGAGAUUCUUGGUAUCAACCCAUGUUUCCAUCUCGGUGAUCCUCCGGCUCCCAUUGCCCGCGUCAAGGAGAGUGCUCGCGUUCUCGCCAUUCAAGAUCGUAACGAGAGGCUCAAAGCACUCAAGAAGCUCUACGAUGGCUUUGAAGCCGUCUUUGAGCCUCCUGCCAGUACACUGGUAGACGACAUGCUGACAAUCUACCCCAACGCAAAGGUUAUUCUCUCUGUACGCAAAAAUCCCCAGGUCUGGCUGGCUUCUUACUACGGAUUGGGCAUCGAUCUGCGCUCCUCCUGGUAUCGCAUCCUCGGGUAUUGGGUUCCCGGGGUAAUCCAUUCGAGCGAUCUCAUCGUUGCCUGGUCCAACUUUUACUCGUCAAAGUUUGGUCUUAAGCAGGUGCCCUGUGAGGAGCUGUACCAUAAGCACAACCAAUGGGUGCACGACAUUGUGCCGCCUGGUCAGCUCCUUGAGUACCAGCCAAGCAUGGGAUGGGAGCCCCUUGCGAAAUUCUUGGAUAAGCCUGUACCUGUGGAUCAGGACUUCCCACGCGUGAACGAAGCUGCCUUUCUACGGAACGUCAAGAGGACUGCCAUGGCAGUGGGAUCGAUGGUGUGGCUCUGUCUAUUUGCCGGCUUAUAUUUCGGCGGCUGCUUUGCUUGGCGCAGGUACUCUUACUUGCUGUAG
This is a messenger RNA of Fusarium venenatum, 762 nucleotides long. Its product is annotated as P-loop containing nucleoside triphosphate hydrolase protein. The record is from RefSeq and is a predicted model, not a curated record. Lineage: Eukaryota; Fungi; Ascomycota; Sordariomycetes; Hypocreales; Nectriaceae.